This is a messenger RNA of Naegleria lovaniensis, 1065 nucleotides long. RefSeq lists its product as uncharacterized. Gene Ontology annotation, biological process: protein folding. The record is from RefSeq and is a predicted model, not a curated record. Gene Ontology annotation, molecular function: protein disulfide isomerase activity. Bases 1 to 1065 code for a protein of 354 amino acids. NCBI's taxonomy places the organism in Eukaryota, Heterolobosea, Eutetramitea, Acrasida, Naegleriidae. The transcript has a single exon. Gene Ontology annotation, cellular component: endoplasmic reticulum.
AUGGUUCGAUCAUCGUCAUCAUCGGGAGUUGUAUUAGAAUUAACUUCUCAAAAUUUUGCAAAUACGGUGGAAUCACCAUCAAAUAAUCAUCGAGUGUAUUUUGUAAAAUUCUUUGCUCCAUGGUGUGGACAUUGUAAAAGAUUGGCACCUGUUUGGUCCGAAUUGGCCAAAGAACUCGAAGAUUCAUCAAUUCCUCAUUACAAUAAUGUUCAAUUAGCUAAAAUUAACUGUGAUGAACAUUCGGAUGUUUGUAGAAGAUUCUCUAUCAGAGGUUAUCCAACACUCAAAGUAUACGCUAAUGGAAAGCCUAUCACUGAAUACUAUGGUCAAAGAUCCAUACCAAAAAUCAAAGGAUUUUUGGAUGAUGUAUUCUCAAAAUCUAAAAGCACUGGAAACGUUGAAGAUAUCAUUGAAGUAGACUUGGAAGCAAAAAUUAAGAAUGAACAACGAAAUUGGGUGGUUAUGUUUUAUAAUCCUGAUAGCUCAUCCUUUAAUUCGUACAAUUCAAAAUUCACUGAUAUUGCAACACAAAACAAGGACACAUUUAACUUCUUUGCUCGAGUGAAUUGCAACCAAGAGACAGAAUUAUGUACGAAACGAUUUGGCCUUGAUACCAAAACCAAUCCAGUCAUUGUGUAUUUCACUGGCAAAGAUCGUAGCAUGUCUGUUUUCACUGAAGACAUUUCCAAGCUUCAACAAUUUAUUGAAUCAGGUCACAACUCCAAACAGAAAGUACCAGUCCCAGGUCCAGUUGACAACACUCCAACGAUUAUUCAUUUCUUGACAGAUCAUCCUUACAUUAGUAUUGGUAUUGUCACCUUGUUCUGUGUUGCAAUUUUAGGUAUUUUCUUGGCUGUUGUUUGCAUGUCUGACGAUGUGCCCGAGAGAAGAAGAUCAUCUUCCGAUGCUGUCACUACUCAAAACGUGCCACCAUCGACCUCCUCAUCAGACUCCUCCACUCAUGACGAUAGCAAAGAUGAACCAGAAUCACCACCCAGCACCACCAACGAAACCAAUGCUGGUAGUUUGAAAGAGAGAAAACCACGUACUUCCGAUCAUUAUUAA